Molecule: messenger RNA, 3761 nt
Organism: Bombus impatiens (common eastern bumble bee)
Lineage: Eukaryota; Metazoa; Arthropoda; Insecta; Hymenoptera; Apidae
Product: zinc finger protein Elbow
Exons: 2
Coding region: 384-1868 (494 amino acids)
Biological process (GO): negative regulation of DNA-templated transcription
Cellular component (GO): nucleus
Source: RefSeq, a predicted model, not a curated record
UAAGCGAUGCGACUCAGUCGCGAUUCGAAGCCGGCCGUGGUAACUUAAUGCUAUAUCUUGUGUGCCGUACAGUGUAACGUGUGUCUUUUUUUAUUUCGUUUCUCGCCAUAUCACUGUGUGUUGUGUUUCUCAUACGUCGAAAGAGAGUUGUGUUUACGUUGGAAUGAAGCGUUUUAGAAGCCAAAUGGCUUCAUCUACGUACACUUUCAUUUUUUUGCCUCGACAGAUGUAAGGAAGAGAACGACGUACAGCAGUGUUACCAGUUUCCACGGUGUGGUCGAACUUUCGUUCGUCAGUCCUCCGCGGACUGUCGCGAGUGAUCACAGUGGUAUCUGUUACAAGGAGAAUAGUUGUGGACAGAAAGAGGGCGAAUAUCGUUUAAGAUGCUGACUUCCAGCGCAAAUCAGUACCUCCGUCCGGAAUAUCUUACGCCUCUACCUACUACGCUGGAUGCGAAGAAGAGUCCGCUCGCGCUCCUCGCACAGACUUGCAGUCAAAUAGGAGCUGACACGCCGUCCAAUAAAUCUCUGCUGGGCUCGUUGGACAAAGGGUCGAACAACAAAUCGUCCAAGUCGGCGGAUCAGUUGCGUGAAAAAUCGUCACCGACGAUCGCGGCGACAUCCACAGAAUCAACCAAGGCAAACUUUAAGCCUUACGAGUCGUGUUUAGGUCGUGAGAAAGCGUCAAGCCCGGACGAACAACGGUCAGCCUCUAGUCAUUCGACUUCCGGUCGAUCGAGGACACCUGGUAGCAAUAACAAACGAUGUCCGAGCAAUCAGAGCGCCUCGUCAGUCCGAGCGGUGACACCGCAAGGUCGUAAAACAUCGACGCCGAAUGGGGAUACAGCUCGAGAGUCACCCGCCUCGAGAACAUCAAUGACGAAUCUUUCAUCGACUCAACUCGACUCAUCGAGUUCUUCUCAGCCGGCCGUCGUCAGCAGUCCAUCGUUACAAGCAAAACCUUCUUAUAGCCCAGCCGGUGUUUUAGCGAUAACGGAUCCGUCCAUCAAGGAUCUUCCGUUGGGAACUUUCAAACCUGGUGUCAGUUUAGCCUCGUCGAGCUCUGGCUAUUUAGGUUACAGUCCACAAUUACCCAUCGAUGUGACAGCCAGUUCUUUGAUGUCUCAGCAACAGGCGGCGCUAAAGAAUAGCUUAGUGGCCGGUAAUCCCUAUCUGAGUUACGCAAGGUUGAAGAGUUCUUCCGGUCCCGAUGCCCUGAUGCCCGUUUGUAGGGAUCCGUAUUGCACUGGUUGUCAGUUAAACUCUCAUCUGCUUGCCAGUUCCGCGAGUGCAGUGGUGGCGAAUGGAAAGUUAGCGAGCAGUACGAGUGGCGCGGCAGGUUCCUGUCCUGCUGGAUGUGCUCAGUGCGAUCACAAACCCGGUACAACGGCUUACGGAGCGCUGGGUGUAGCCGCAUACGCACACGCACAACUGGCAGCUUUGGCAGCGGCCUCGCAACUCCCGUAUGUGUGCAACUGGAUAGCAGGCGAUACUGCUUACUGUGGCAAAAGAUUUUCCACGUCGGACGAAUUGUUGCAACAUCUGAGGAGUCACACGAGCGUGUCGAAUAGCAGCGGAGUUACGGAUCCGUCAGCCGCGUUGUCUCUGCUGUCGCCCUCCGUUGGAUUACCACCGACACAUCCUUUGUUCUCCAGGACUUAUCCCACGCCACCUUUGAGUCCACUCGCAACCGCGCGCUAUCACCCUUACGGGAAACCUUCACCGUUGUUGCCGCCGUCUCUAUCGUCGUUGGGUUUACCGCUUCCACCGCCACAUCCGCACACACCUGCAGGAUUACCACCGUAUUUCUCCCCAUACUCGCUGUACGGAGCUCCUCGCCUUGGUGCUGCAUCCGGCUUGCCUCAAUGAGUCCUUGACCACGGAUCUUGCCGAGCAAUGACGUCGAAGAAUAUCAACCGUUCAACUGUGAUCCUCGUGCGAGUAUAGGGAAGUGUUUGAUACGUAAAUAUGCAAAAAGUACCGAAUAAACCGAAGAUACGGAAUACAAAAACAGACCAAGCGAGCUGACCUCGUUAAAGUAACCUCGCAAUUACGUUAAACAAACAAAUUAGUUGCUUACUCUUGUCAACAUUUUAGUAUCGUAGAAUUUCCUUUCUUUUUAUACAUUUUUCUUAUUCUUUCGUUCCCUUACCUCCUUAUCUUAUCUUCAUUCUUAAAUUUGUUAUUUUAAUUUAUUAGUCAGACCGAAAAAUAAGAGACGCUGCGAAUGAUUAUUUAACGUGCUUGCUGAAAGGUUGGUGUCAUCAUCGAGAUAAAGAGCCGUACCUUCACACGUGUUGAGUCUUCGGUAGGAAGUGCUAAAAAGAUUGCAAGUAUUAUAGUGUACCAAUCAUUUAACUGUGAUUCUUGUGCAAGAAUAACGAAGCGUGUAGUGAAGGGGAGCAAAUCUGAAAAUAACGUGUGCCUGAAAGAACCACUUAAGGCUACUGCAUAAUUAUUAACUGUCGACGCGCGUUUAACCGGCUGUUAUGUAUUACGAUGUGUUACGAUGUACCCCGGUGCUUGAUCUUAAUAUCACGUUCGCGUACACCACUAUUUUGUUUACAUCGCCGUUCAAAUAUUCCAACGUUCAUUCGUUUUGUAUUUCGUAUUGUCAACAAUACAUCUUCGACACGACGUUUGAACACUUAUGCGCGCGCACCAGUGUAUACGACCAUACGCUUUUUAUUAUUGUACGAUUUCCUUUUCUAUGUUACGCUGUCGAUGAAUUUUUGUUCUCCGGUACGAUGGUAAUUUCCGAUUGAAAAUCAUUUCCUGUCACAUACUGAACUGAAAUAUUUGGCUGCACGGUGGCCCGUUCGCUGCACCUGACGUGAACCACUUAAUUUCGAAAAAUAAAACAAACGAGUGCCACGGGUAACGUCGAAAAACCAAUGUUCAACUGUGAUUUCCGAGUGAGAAAGCUACCAUGUGCAUGAGUGAGAUAUGCUGCGCUUCCGCUACAGAUAUGUGUAUGCGUGGUUCUAGAAUUUAUCGAUACAUACGCGAUCACGGAUCUUUAACUCCAACUAUCAACAGGCGAUUAUUUUUAAUAUCGAAUAUUUCCUCGUGAAUCUUAUCGUCGACGAGACAGUAUUUUUUUCGCGCUACACUUACCCACCUAAUAUAAUUACUGACAAAUAGCCUGGAAUGUUAAAAUCGAAUAGAUUGGAAAUGUUGCGUAACUUUGAAAAUAGUACAAAAUAUGAUGAUAAAGGAUAAACGUUUAUAACGUUAACGAGUAAGUUGAUCGUUUAUCGGCGCAGAAUUCCAAUGUAAAUUUGCAAACCACGUUUUUCAUGCUUUAAGUUCCAAGCCUAUGAAAAUACAUAGCUUGAAACGACGCAGUAAAUUCUCGUCGAUCGCGAUGUUCCAAUUGUACCAUGUCCUCCAUUAUUGCGAACAUUCGAAUGAAUAUAACGUAACGAGUCUAUGUGUAGUAUUUAUGGAUUAAUAUUCAUCACUAAUCUUUAUUGUAACUAUUGUACAUUUGUUCAUAGGUACGUAGACGGCGCGGCGAAUCUAAAAAAGGAAAAGGAAAAGCACUUUUCGUCGGACCGGUGGAGCUUAGUGAUAGUAAACGCGUGAACGUAAAUUCGACAAAUCCUUGACUAGCUGACGAAUAUUGCGUCUAUAUUUUUGCGUAACCAAAGUUUUAGUGAUUGAUCGAUAAUUUAGUACUGUUACGAAUUCUUGUAUAACGACUUUAUGUACCGAAGAAAAACGAAUGUAUUACAAGAUAUACAAUUUAAGUUACGAAUA